Emiliania huxleyi CCMP1516 is the source of this 738-nucleotide messenger RNA. RefSeq lists its product as hypothetical. Lineage: Eukaryota; Haptophyta; Isochrysidales; Noelaerhabdaceae. The record is from RefSeq and is a predicted model, not a curated record. The transcript has a single exon. The coding region runs from base 1 to 738 and encodes 245 amino acids.
AUGGCCCUCCUCCGGCGGCGCGUGGACGCCGUCUCGCGGGGCGAGGCCGGCGCUCGCCUCUUCGACCUCGACCCGAUGGUGCCAGGCCAGCGUCUCGUGCUUCCGGCGCCGGCGGCCUUUGUCGACGUGUGCCGCGCCGCGACAAAUGCAGAAGGCGUGCUCUGCAUGUUUGGGCGGCAAGGGCUACGCAUCAACUCGCACGGCGUGGAGGUUGAGGUCGAGUCGAUCGGCGACGCGGACGCUCGUGGUGGGGCCGAGGUGGCGCUGCGUGCUGGCCGCCUCUGCCGUGCAUUCGAAUCCGGCGCGGAGGAGGGAUCGCGCUGGCUCGGGCGGCAGGCGCGCGUGCGCUGGGUGGCGAUCGAUGGCGCAGAGGCGGUCGAGGGCGCGACAGAGUCGCUAGGGCCGGUGACGGAGGCGGCCACGGCGGAGCUCCUCGCGUCGCUCGGCCCGCUCGUGGAGGAGUGGAUCUCCCUCCUCCGCUCCACGAGUCGGGAGCGGUCGCCGGGGCAGCUCGACGCCGUGCUGGACGACCUCGGGCCGCUGCCGGGCGAGUCGAGGCCGAACGCGCGCGCGCUGUGGGUGGCGGGGCUGAUAAACCCUCUGCCUGCGCUUGGCGUCGCUCUGGAGGUGCGCCCAGCCGCGCUAAUGGCCGCGACCGCAGACGAGCGGAUACGGGUCGCCGAGUUUGGCCUGCGCGACUCAAUCCAGCGGCUGCGAUCGCCGGGCCCGCCAUUCUAG